Molecule: messenger RNA, 796 nt
Organism: Suncus etruscus (white-toothed pygmy shrew)
Lineage: Eukaryota; Metazoa; Chordata; Mammalia; Eulipotyphla; Soricidae
Gene: ARL16
Product: ADP ribosylation factor like GTPase 16
Exons: 5
Coding region: 61-645 (194 amino acids)
Molecular function (GO): GTPase activity; GTP binding
Source: RefSeq, a predicted model, not a curated record
CGAGGGCGAGUUUGCGGGCCCGCUCCACUCCGCUGCGGAGACCUGCGGGACCCCCGCGCGAUGUGCCUCCUGCUGGGCCCGACGGGCGCCGGCAAGUCGCUGUUGGCGAAGCGCCUGCACAAGCUGAGCCUCCGGGACGGAAUGGAGGACCUGGGCGACCUGCCUCCGACGCGGCCCACGGUUGGCACUAACCUCACGGACAUCGGGGCGCAGAGGCAGGUCACCAUCCGCGAGCUGGGCGGCUGCAUGGCCCCCAUCUGGCCCAGUUACUUUGGAGACUGCAGGGCUCUCCUGCGAUCUGCCCUGCUACAUGAGCACAGUGGAGAUGAAGUCCCUCCUCAGGCUGCCGGACAUCCUGGCCUGUGCUCCACAGAACAUCAGCGUGGUGGAGGUCAGCGCUCUCCAAGGGAUUUGUCCCUUCCACCUUGUCAGUCUAGAAGCUCCUCCCAACUGGAUGCUGGGGUUGACCCUGGAGGUGCGCACUGCAGAGCUGUGUCCAACUCUGUGCACCAGCUCCACGUCCUGCAGCCAAAGCAGCACACCCACAGUGACAGGGUCUCCCUGUCACAGGAAGAACAUCUGAGCCAGACAUGGGGAGACAGUUUUAUUUGCUCCAGAAGGAGAAGCUCUGGAGUGGAUAUAUAAGAGGCAUGUCUAUCUGUUCUGGGUGCCUUUGCACUGAGUUUCUUGCCGGGCUGGCCUGGCUCUUUCCCCUGUAGUAGCUUGGUUAGCCUGAGCUGAUUCUGGGCCCAAAACACAUUCAUAAGGAGAAACCCCUCAUGUUAGAAAUUGAAGC